This is a messenger RNA of Penicillium pulvis, 771 nucleotides long. Its product is annotated as glutathione S-transferase. The record is from RefSeq and is a predicted model, not a curated record. Gene Ontology annotation, molecular function: maleylacetoacetate isomerase activity; glutathione transferase activity. Bases 1 to 771 code for a protein of 256 amino acids. The transcript is spliced from 3 exons. Gene Ontology annotation, biological process: glutathione metabolic process; L-phenylalanine catabolic process. NCBI's taxonomy places the organism in Eukaryota, Fungi, Ascomycota, Eurotiomycetes, Eurotiales, Aspergillaceae.
AUGACAGCUCUUACCCCCGACCUUCAUUUUAUCGGCCUUCACACCCGCUAUUCCAGUUGGACGGCGCGGGUAGAGUCUGUUCUGGAAUACUUCCAAAUUCCGCACACUUGCCAAUUCGUAAAGCUUACCGAUGUGAAGACGGUGUCACCAACAGGUCUAGUUCCAGUCCUGGAAUCUCGGUCUCUGAACACUACAAUCUGUGACUCGCUCGCAAUCUGCGAAUUCCUCGCUGAAUCCAACCCAGAACUACCUCUCUGGCCUCGUGAUCGUCAGCUUCGAGCUCUAGCUCGCUCCACGGCUGCACAGAUGCACUCCGGAUUCUCAGCGAUCCGGAAUGCAUUUCCCACGAACUUCAUCGCCAAGUACACGGGGAAUAUCCCAAUCCCCGCUGACGCAGCGAAAGAGAUCGAGCGUAUGCUGUCGCUCUGGGAUGUCGCUCGCAAAGGCACUAAGGAGCGUCUUGCAGCCCUAGGAGAGAAGGAUGAUGGUUUUCUGUAUGGAACAUUCUCCAUCGCCGAUGCGUUUUUCUGGCCUGUUCUUUGGCGAUUCCGUACCUAUGGCUUGCCUCUGGAUACUGCAAGCCCGGAUGCUCUGGCUUGGAUGGCGACGAUGUGGAAUGAUCCUGUGUUUAAGGCAUUGGGGGCUAAGUAUUAUCAGCAGGCGGAGGACCCGGAGACUUUGAUUGCGCAUUAUGAUGAUAUCUACCGGGGUAGAGAUGAUGUGCAGUAUAGCAUGUUUCCACAGGAUUGGGAAUUUCGCGGGAAGGAGUAA